This is a messenger RNA of Cladocopium goreaui, 2223 nucleotides long. Lineage: Eukaryota; Dinophyceae; Suessiales; Symbiodiniaceae. The record is from the annotation of a GenBank genome assembly.
AUGGAGAUUCAGUUUGGCAUUCACCAAGACCUGUGGCAGGAUGCAUGGAUUGCAGCUACUUCAGCAGUUCGAGCCAAGAAGCGGCAGAUUGAUCUCAACGUGCAGCAGCGAGUGCAGCGUUUGAUUUCCGAUCACAGCCCGGGAACUGGGAAAGCACUCACUUUGCGGGUCUAUGGUACAAUGAUCAAGGGUUUCUGCGUGAUCAACAACGACCGCGCUCGUGUUCUCCACACAGACUGUGAGCGGGUGGUCCUGUUGUUUGCCGAGCAACCCUACUCGGAACAAGGUUUGAAAUUGCCUGCAGCCAAGAGGCAACGGGUUGAUGCUGUGACUCUGGACUUGUCUCGAGUGAAGGAGGCAGAGACAUUUGAUUGGACCCAAACUCCCUUGGGUGAAGACCUUUUGGAGCGUCUGGGUCCUGUGGAGCGUUUGCCAGAGCCUCAAGAAGCCACAGGGUGGGCUAUCGGAAUGAUGCCAGCCAUGCCAUCUUUGAUCGAAGAGCUCCCGGCUUUCCCCGAAGUGCCCAUGGCUGAAGUUCCAGCUCCAGAAGGAGCCCCUCCAGCAGCUCCAGAGGGAGCUGCAGCAGCUCCAGAUGCCGAUGCCUUGGAUCUCUUCGGUGGCGACUUGGAACUGCCAGAGCUACCGGAGCUGCCGGAGCUGCCGGAGGCGGAGAAGAAGCGACGUCGACGCCUUCCGCCCCCUGGACAUGUCUUGGGCUUUGAUGAGAAGAUCACAGCAGAGGUCGCUGAAGCCCAGGCAAGCGUGGAGCCACCUGGGUUGGAAUCGCAGGCCGAAAGGCUUCGUGAACGAACAGAGAUGUUUGCAGAUCACCUCGGUCCCUUGCGGAUCCUCCUGGGCACAUCAGACAGGGCUGUGGCAUACGAUGCACUGUCAGCGCCCCCUUCAGAGUCCCUGCCAUUGCCUGAAGUGCAGCCGUUACUGGAUGACCAGAUCCGUCCAGAGAUGCUGGGUGCCAUCUUCGCAAGAUCUCCUGAAGGGGAUGCUUUCUUGGCAGCUGCUGCACAAGCAGCAGAAGCUGCGACAGCUGCUGAAGCUGAAGCAGUGGGAGAGGAUCCAGCUGAAGCUGCUGAAGCUGCUGAAGCUGCUGAAGCUAAGGCUUUUGAUGUUCAGACGGCUCAAAUUGGUGCAGUGAUCCGGCAUUUCGUGGAGGAAAAGGAUGGUCCUGUGAUGUUGGAUGACCUCAUGCCCGGGCCUCGGGCCUUCGCCACCGAGCUGUACAGAAAAGAUCACCGCUGCGCGGACCUUCGGAUGUCUACUUGGACUUGCGACGGGAGGUGGACUGCAGGUGUACCAGGAGCUUCCCUACGGUCCAAUUUCGAUUGCCCUCGCAUGAGCGGCGGACAUGCUAAAUGCCGGGUUGAGCAUUGGCAGAGCCCGAGCAAUGCUUUGGCUGAAUGCUCUGGGAAGCAUUCGAACGCUGAGAGCUUUGAAUUUGGCCUGCACUGCGACAUCCUGUACAUCACAGGUCACAGGCCUUUUGCCUUUCCUGCAGAUGAAGACGCUGACGAGCUUUUGGGAUUGAAGUCCAAGUCUCAAAACCCCUUCGACAUUCUGGGCCUGUCACGUGCUUCAAAACAGGCAGCAGUACGACCUGCCUUUCGCAAGCUGGCGGCCAAAUUGCAUCCAGACAUCGCAGGGACUGGAGAUGCUGCUGCCUUCCGCCAAGUCCUGUGGGCCUAUCGAGAACUCUCUGAAGCUGAUGGUUGGCGCCGCUGGAGAAGAUCUCGUGGCCGCUUCGAGAAAUCCAUGAAAUUCAGCAACGAUUUCGAAGAGUUGUUCGAGGACGCGGUCGAUGCAGGGCCUGAUUCCCUAGACGAAUGGGAGGAGGUCUUUCGAAAGCGACAAGCAGAAAAAGCUGCGCAGGUUCAAAAGACUCAGCAGCAGUUGGUGAGACGCAUCAUCCAAGGAACCUACCAGGAGAAGGGAUCCAACCACGGAAGACCUAUUUUCAGGAAAGCUCUGGAGACAGGCGAGAGCGUGGCUAUAUACUACUGGGACGAAAAAGAUGGAGCGGACUGCGAUGGAUGGUGGAUCGGUGCCGAGGUUGGUGGCGAUAUGGUCUUUGCGUUCAACGUGAAUCAGGCCUCCAUGUUCCCACCCUUCAUGGGCUGGCGCUUUCCUCUACGUGGUCCCCUGGACAAUUCCUUGCGCGUUCAGCUAGGUAACAAUCGGUCAGAAGUUCAAGUCACCUUUGAAUCCUGA